Molecule: messenger RNA, 1176 nt
Organism: Purpureocillium lilacinum
Lineage: Eukaryota; Fungi; Ascomycota; Sordariomycetes; Hypocreales; Ophiocordycipitaceae
Cellular component (GO): cell wall; plasma membrane
Source: RefSeq, a predicted model, not a curated record
AUGCGUUGUGUCGCGAUCCUCUCGGCUAUUCUGGCCGUCGGCACUGCCGUGGUCUCCGGUGCCACGACUUGCACUGAUGAUGUCAAGGUCACUGAACCUACUCCAUCCAUUCCCUGCGAUGUCAUCGCGGGCGAUCUUAUCGUCAGCGACAAGGUCGCUGGCAGCGUGAGCAUCGAGGGCCCCAAGAAGAUCACGGGCAACUUUGACGUGACGAAUGCCACCAAGAUCGUCGGCAUCUCCAGCACCAGCGUUAAAGAAGUCAAUGGAAAAUUCAUAUUGAACGGGUGCACGCUACUGAGCACUGCCGAUUUCCAGGCGCUCCAGAGCAUCGCCAGCAUCAACCUGGUUAACCUCCCGCAGCUCCAGACCCUCAACUUCGGCACUAGUGGGGUCACCAAGGUGUCCAAUGUUCUGAUUGUCGACACCUUCAUGGGCAACCUCGACGGCUUCAACGUCGCCGAUGCUGACACCAUCGACAUCUCCAACAAUCCCAAGCUCAACACAUUCACCUCCGACCUUGUCACCGUCACCAAGUCGCUCAAGAUCGUCGACAACGGCAAGGAUAUGGUUAUCGAAAUGUCCAAGCUGGAGAGCGCCGGCGAAAUUGAGUUCCGCAGGAUCAAGAAGGCCACCUUCGACUCACUUAAAAACGCCAGCUCCAUCAAAAUCAACGACAGCCCCGACCUCCUGACUGUUUCCGCCCUGAACGUGACCACGAUUGAUGCCAGCGUCUCUCUCAUCAACAACAAGAAGCUGUCCAAUUGCUCCUUCCCCCAAGUGAAGACGAUCAAGGGCGACAUGACCAUUCUCAACAACACGGCCCUCGUGUCAAUGGACUGCUUCCCUAAACUGGAAUCUGUCGGCAACAUUCUGGUUGGCGGUAGCAUGCAAAACGUCACGCUUGGCAAACUCACCGACGUCAAGGGCAGUGCUACUGUCACGUCGACGACCGACAUCUCGGACUUUUGCAAUUUCUUCGAUAAGCUCAAGUCAGACGGCAAAAUUCGCGGCAAGGAGUCCUGCAAGAGUAACAACAAGAACGCGAACUCUGGUGACAGCACUGGUGGAGACUCCGCGGGCGGCAACAAGACCAAGGAGGACGCUGCUGGUGUCAUCGGCGUCAACACGGCAAUGCUGGGCCUGGUUGGCUUUGCCGGCAUCGCCCAGUUGCUGUAA